AUGCUUAAAAAUACUCUUUUGAGCUUGAUAUUAUUCACCAUUGGCUCCAACUCCCUCACGAUUCCCCCAGGAUAUACGAGCACCACCUAUUACUCAACUUCUAUUUCCUCAUCUAUUACCGAGGAAUUUCCUACCAGUUACGAAACCGUUUAUGGUCCAUACAGUGAAGCUUUUACCGAGUACACCACUGUGAAAUCUAAGUUUGGUUUAUAUGUUAACUCUACUGUCACUCCAGAAGCAACUUCUGCUGAUACUACAAGUGCCGCUACUACAAGUGCUGCUACAACAGAUGUCCCAGUUCCAGGCACUGUUUUUUCAACUGAAAGUACUAUCUCUUCAACAUCUCCUCAAAUAUCGGGGGAUGUCCCAGCUCCAGGUACUGUCUCUCCAACAUCUCAAGUAACUGGUGAUAUUCCAUCUACCACUUAUGAAUCCACUUUUAUUUCAUCUAAUAUUACAGCUAAUAUGGCCAAUAGGGCCGUAUCUGUGCCAUCUACUACAAAUGAAUAUUCAGCAUCCACAGAAGCCGCAUCCAAUGAUGAUUCUGGUAUACCUGUUCUCGCUGAUACUCUUGCAUCUGUCAUAGGCAAUAUUGCUACAUCUGAUAUAGCUUCUCUUCCUAGUGACAUUUCCGCAUCACUUCCUGUCUCUGUUCCUACAAGCCUUUCUCUCUCUAUUCCUGUCGACCUUUCUUUAUCUCUUUCCCUUCCACUUUCCAUACCUACAGAUCCUCCUACUUCCAUACUUGCCUCCCUUACAACUUCACUUCCUUUGUCAACCCCUACCUCACUUUCCGUGUCUGUUCCUAGCUCCCUUCCUGUUUCUAUCCCAACUUCACUUUCUGUAUCUAUUCCAUCAUCAGCUGUUACCUCUGUUUCUGUUUCUGUCCCAAGCUCUCUCUCAGUUUCCAUCCCAAGUUCUGUUUCGGUGUCUAUUGCUUCCUCUCUUCCUGUUUCUAUACCAACUUCUGAUUCUGUUUCUAUACCAACUUCACUCGUGGCAGCUAUUCCUACCACUCUUCCAACUUCUAUCUCAACUUCACUUUCUGCUUCUAUCUCUGAAGCUAUUAUCAUCUCCACUACAUCUUCAACCUCCACUACAUCUUCAACCACCUCCACCGCUUCAACUACAAUUUCUUCUGAAGCUAGAACCAUCAAUGAUCAAAUGAUUGCGGAAUCUAACAAAAAGAGAGCCUUAAACCAAGCUCCAGCCCUUGUGUUCAACGAAACCCUUUACCAAUACGCCCAAGCCUAUGCUGAUAAAUACAACUGUAGUGGAGCCCUCAAACACUCUGGAGGUCCAUAUGGUGAAAACUUGGCUCUCGGUACUAAUUUAAACGCUAGCAUGACCGUUGAUUUGUGGUAUAAUGAAAUUUCCCAUUAUAAUUUCAACGAUCCAGGAUUCUCUGAAGUGACUGGUCAUUUUACCCAAUUGGUCUGGGUAAGCACUACUCAAAUUGGUUGUGCUAUCAAGAGCUGUCCUAAUUAUUACAGUUCUAACUACUACAUUUGCAGUUAUUCGACUCCAGGUAAUAUUAUCAACAGCGAUAAUUCAUAUUUCAUUAAGAAUGUUCUUCCAGUUAAAAACUAA
Messenger RNA from Saccharomycopsis crataegensis, 1590 nucleotides. RefSeq names its product CAP domain-containing protein. The record is from RefSeq and is a predicted model, not a curated record. Lineage: Eukaryota; Fungi; Ascomycota; Saccharomycetes; Ascoideales; Saccharomycopsidaceae. The coding region runs from base 1 to 1590 and encodes 529 amino acids. Gene Ontology annotation, cellular component: extracellular region. The transcript has a single exon.